CUGGGUAGCUUUCUGGGGCCCCGUCUGACAGCGUCGAGCGCGGGAGGCCGGGGGCAUGGAUUGUGCCAAGCGUCUCCUUAGCCAGCUCUCCGUCUCCUUGGGAGCGUGUGCCAUGCUGAAUAAUGCUGGUUCUCCUUAAAAUGGAAUAUUUUGCCAUCUGUUACCUUCUGGAGAACUGAAGCAAGAAGGUGCUUUUUGCAGGACUAAUACCAGCUUUCAUUUAAAAUGGGUGUGUUUCCCAGCUGUAGGGAUUGCUCAGCAAGCUAGCGUGGAAGAGGAAUGGAAGAUAACAUUGGAUGCUCAUUCUCCAAGUGCUGCCAAGCUCGGGACUUCUGGGUUCUGUUCCCGGCAGUGUGACUGGAGAUGAGCUGAAGAAGCGGAUCACCCCCCAACAGAUGCUGGCAUGGGGGUGGACGUCCUGGAAUCUGGUGACACGACACCCCCUACAAAGAGGAAAAGCAAAUUUUCGAGCUUUGGCAAGAUCUUCAAGCCUUGGAAGUGGAGGAAAAAGAAAAGCAGUGAUAAAUUUAAGGAAACCUCGGAAGUUUUAGAGCGAAAGAUUUCUAUGCGAAAGCCAAGAGAGGAGCUGGUAAAAAGAGGGGUUCUGUUGGAAGACCCUGAGCAGGACGGUGAAGAACCAGAGAAGCUCAACCCACCUGCACUCAAGAAUGGCCAUACAGUCCCUAUUGGUGGUCUUGGGGUUUGUAACCGGACCAGUCAAGAGGAGGAAGCCACAAAGCCGCCAAGCCUCGGGAAGCCUGUUCCAACUGAGGAACCAAAGAAAAGACAGGGCUCAUCCAGCAGCCAUCCUGGUGCAGAAUCAGAACCACCUCAGGAGCCGCAUGUCCCCAGACAGCCUCUGCUUCCUCCAAAAAGACCUCCCUCCACUUCCCAGGAAGCAAAUGAAGCACAGGUGAAAGAUCCUGCCCCUGCCAGCAAUACUGUGAGAACUGCAUCCUCCACUACAGCCCCCGUGGCAGCAAAGACAGUCAGUUCCACAGCUGCCCCUUCCCCGGCCCCCAGGACUCUGCCCCCUGCUCUUGCCAGUGCCAACACUACUGCUCCCACGAGCACAACCAGCACAGCUCCUGCCAAACAGCCUCCCAUCCCUCCGCCCAAGCCUGUGAACAGAAAUAGCAACUCAGUCAUAGCUGAACUUUCUCAAGCAAUGAAUAGUGGUACAGGCUUGUCUAAGCCUUCCCCUCCCCUCCCACCCAAGAGAGGCCUCAUGCCUAACAACAGCUCAGAGUCAGCUCUCACUUCCAAGCCCCCAAGCGAGAGGACAGUGACAGCUAACCGCUCGGCCCCGAUGCCAGUGCACGUGGCCCCUGCUUACCCACCACCUUCGCCUUCACCACCGCUGCCCACACACAUACCGCCUGAGCCUCCACGCGUUCCCUUGCCUGCCUCCACUCCUGCCUUGGACCCUCCGCGCUCCCUGGACCUGCCCAAAGAGACUCCUCUUCCACCUGAAGACUUCAGAUCCCUGGAAGCAACGAAGAGGGGAGCAGAGCAAGGGUUUGGUGAACCUCACGUGCUGCCUCGGCUGCCCCAAAUCCCCUUGCACAUUCGGAUCCAGCAGGCUCUGGCCAGUCCCCUGCCUGUCACGCCGCCUGCCGAGGGCUCGCAUAGGGCUCACUCCCUGCUCUUUGAGAACGAUAGCUUUGGAGAAGACAAUGGCACCCUGGGCCGGACGAGGUCCCUGCCGGUCACCAUCGAGAUGCUGAAAGUUCCAGACGAUGAGGAAGAUGAUGACCAGGAGGAGGAGCAGAGUGCAGGCCCUCGUGUAUAUAUUGGAGAUGUGCCAUCUGUCACGGUCAUCCCAAAGCUGAUAUCCCAGACCCUCCCAGAGGAGCAGGAGGGAGAGGAAGGGAUGAGCGACUCCGACUCAGAAGGGCCCAUUCUGUACAAGGAUGAUGAGGAUGAAGAUGAUGAAAGCCAUAACAGCACACUGGCUAACAAAGUGAAGAGGAAAGACACACUCGCUAUGAAGCUGGGGAAUGCAGCUGCCCUGCACGAGGAAAAGAUGAUUGUUUUCCCUCGGAAGAGCAAGGAGGAGUGGAACGAAAUCCGGCACCAGAUUGGGACAACACUGAUCAGGCGACUGAGUCAAAGACCGACAGCAGAAGAACUGGAGCAGAGGAACAUACUUCAACCGAAAAAUGAAGCUGACCGUCAAGCUGAGAAGCGAGAGAUCAAACGCAGGCUCACCAGAAAGCUUAGCCAAAGGCCUACAGUGGCAGAGCUGCAGGCCAGGAAGAUCCUGAGAUUUAAUGAAUAUGUGGAAGUAACAGAUGCUCAAGACUAUGACCGGCGAGCGGAUAAGCCAUGGACAAAGCUCACACCAGCUGACAAGGCUGCCAUCCGGAAGGAACUGAAUGAGUUUAAGAGCUGUGAAAUGGAAGUCCAUGAGGACAGCAAGCAGUUCACACGGUACCAUCGACCAUAAUCCUCCAAGAGGGAGCAAGAGACUCGAGAGCACUGAAAGUUCUCAGUGUCAGUCUCCUGGCAAUUCAGUGAGGGUGAACCUCGACUCUUCCAAGAUUUGCCUUCAAAACAUAUCUAGAAAAGGGCUCUCAGCUGGGGAAGGGGAAAUCCUGUCCGAAUGUAGCAUUUCACUGGAACAAACGUCUCGAGUGCCAUCAGGCUGGAACUGAACACUAUACCUCGCACGGCUCAGCAAUACGCCUCCCCUGGCACCCAGCAUCCCUGCCGGGAGAUCACGCACAUGUGAAUGAACGGUUCCUUCCCCAGCUCCCUUUCUCAACCGUGCCAGGCCCAGUUCUCAGCUGUACAUACUCCUUAUGACUGGGAACUUGUUAAUUUUCCUCCUCCUUGCCAAGGGGAAGAAAAAAUCUGGCUGCUCUGGUGUUCAAGAACUGAGGAAUGGGGAAGCGGAUGUGCCAGGAAGCACAUGUGUAUAUUAGCUGUGUACAGAAACCCUGCACAGAUGCUGACCUGGCGGACAACUGACGUGUGACUCAAUUUUUUUGGUUUUGCUUGUGUCUCUGUAAUGUACUUAAUGUCCUGAAUCACUACUGACCAAUGGUUUGGUGUCCUGGAAGGGAAUUGUAUAGAUAUUAACAUAUGCUGCAUCUUUGUUUAAAAAACAAACAAAAACACAAAACUGUUUAAAUGUACAAAACAUUCCCUCCCCACUCUCUCUCUCACUUGCUCUGAUGUUAACAGAUCUUGUCUUGAGAUAUUUAGGCUUGUUUAACAAAUUACAGAACCAGGAAAUGACUGUUGCCUUUUAAAAACUUUUUACUUGGGGGAAGCUGUGAUAGUAGUCAAUUCUUUUUGUUGUGACUUUGUCUGUAAUGUUGGUUUUUUUUUUUUUUUUUUUUUUUACUCUCACGGAUCAGUGAGAAAGGGUGACACUUGCCUUUUUUUCUUUCUUUUUAAACAGCAAAACCUACUGGAAACUUGAUAAUUUCACUGUGCGGGUGGAAGCUGGGGUUAGUGGGGGAGAAGAGGUUUAAGAAGUGACCUUAAAGCAGAUACUCAUUCUCAGUGGAGAGGGAGGGAAUACUUAACGGUUCUUACCGGAUGCUUGGGUUUUUAGUUCUGGUAUCGGCCACUGCUGUAUCAUGCACAAAACCAGCCCCAUGGGCACGACGCCCCGAAGGAGGGAGAGGGCAGGUGCUACUGCCGGACUGCCAUGCGCGGUGAGAGGACUUGCCUUGUUCACGCGCUGGUCUCGCUCGGCCCUGCUGCCCGGGCGCUCGCGCUGUGCCAAGCCGGGCUGGGGUCCGGCAACCCCCUGCGCUUCCCCCACCGCCGCGGCCCCGAGGAGGCGCCAGGCCGGGGGCGGCCUGCGCGGCCCCGUGCCCGCCGCCGCCAUGCUGGGCCUCCGAGGAGGCGGCCGAGGGCGCCUUCCCCCUCGCGGCUUCCCCCUGUACCAUAUGGCUGUAGACUAAAUCGUUGCAUUGUAUAUCUGUUUUCUCAUCAACGGAUUUUAAUUAUUGAAUAAAAAGUAUUUUAGGAUUUUUUUAAAA
Rhea pennata is the source of this 3998-nucleotide messenger RNA. It is a transcript of the gene PHACTR4, whose product is annotated as phosphatase and actin regulator 4. Gene Ontology annotation, molecular function: actin binding. Lineage: Eukaryota; Metazoa; Chordata; Aves; Rheiformes; Rheidae. Gene Ontology annotation, biological process: actin cytoskeleton organization; neural crest cell migration. The transcript has 15 exons. Bases 404 to 2449 code for a protein of 681 amino acids. The record is from RefSeq and is a predicted model, not a curated record.